Messenger RNA from Xyrichtys novacula (pearly razorfish), 303 nucleotides. The record is from the annotation of a GenBank genome assembly. Lineage: Eukaryota; Metazoa; Chordata; Actinopteri; Labriformes; Labridae.
AUGCUGAAGCACUUUCUCAGCUCCCUCUGGGCGUCGAGGGCUUUUUACAGGGUGUACAUCAUGAGAGGAGGACGUGAGGAGGAGGAAGAGGAGUCGAAGAGGGAGUCUGUGGGGCCGUCAGUGGAGGCGGACCAGGACAAGAUCAAUGGGAGUGACAGGGAGUGCAGGAGGCAGCAGGAGAUUCAAAGUCGGCCAAUAAAUAACAUCCUAGAGAGACAGAAACGGCCUCCUCCUCAGCAGCCGCUGCCCCGCUCCUCCUCCACCACCCCAGUCCCCCUGGCCCCACCGACAGGGCCCCCUUGA